This is a messenger RNA of Megalobrama amblycephala (Wuchang bream), 1547 nucleotides long. RefSeq names its product akirin 2 (gene akirin2). Gene Ontology annotation, cellular component: nucleus; chromatin. Gene Ontology annotation, molecular function: transcription coregulator activity. The transcript has 5 exons. Lineage: Eukaryota; Metazoa; Chordata; Actinopteri; Cypriniformes; Xenocyprididae. The coding region runs from base 303 to 860 and encodes 185 amino acids. Gene Ontology annotation, biological process: positive regulation of innate immune response; positive regulation of transcription by RNA polymerase II. The record is from RefSeq and is a predicted model, not a curated record.
UUUCCACGCCAUAUUUGUUAGCCGGCUAGCGCUCGCUCCAGAGGCGUCGGACGGGAUCUCGGCACAAUCCGAAAUCAUCGGUGCUUUCAUGAGGAGUAUCGACUCCACAACUACAUCAUUCGGUGAAUACACGCGUCUGUGUUUCCUUAGUCCAUGUUUUGGCCUGAAGGUCAGCGCAGAUUUUGAAUAAAAGCGAAGCGACUGAGUCGUGUUCCCUUGAGAUCAGAGCAGGACCGUGACUAGCAGGGGCUCUCGCUGUUCGAGCGGAUUAUUUCUUUGACCAAACACAAUCUUUCGAUAAAAUGGCCUGUGGAGCCACUCUUAAAAGGACUAUGGAUUUCGAUCCUCUGAUGAACCCGGCGUCUCCGAAGAGGAGGAGAUGCGCGCCCAUGUCCCCGUCCAGCUCCAGCGCGUCCCCGCAGAAGUACCUGCGCAUGGAGCCGUCGCCCUUCGGCAGAGUAUCUUCAGCCCUCACCACAGAGCAAAUCCUGAGCAACAUCAAGCAGGAGUACAAGCGCAUGCAGAAGAGGAGACAUCUGGAGAGCAGCUUCCAGCAGAGCGACUCCGGCUGUGGCCUCGACUCUCAGCCGCACGCCUCCAUCAGCAGCAGCACAGCCGCACUGCCAGGCGUCUCCUCUGGAUCGGCGUCCCCCUCCAGACGGGAGCAGCCGUUGUUCACGCUGAAGCAGGUGGGAAUGAUCUGUGAGCGUCUGCUGAAGGAGCGCGAGGAGAAGGUCCGGGAAGAGUACGACGAGAUCCUGACAACCAAACUUGCAGAACAGUACGAUGCUUUCGUGAAGUUCACCCAUGACCAGCUGAUGAGGCGGUUUGGAGAGCAGCCUGCCAGCUAUGUGUCCUGAGUGGCCGUGCUGUCGGGCGUCCUCGUGUCCUGUGGUUGGUGCCGUGUCCAGUGGAUCUCUGCCUGUGUGAGCUCCUGACACUCAGACCGGCUCCGGCUGGAUCUCCAGCAGUGCCAAUCGCAUCUUUUCCCCCGCUGGGCACAGAGUAUGUGUCAGGCUUCUGUCAGUGCGUAACCACUCUCUCUCUCUGCAGCAGCUGAGUGCUUCCUGCCGUCGUCAACGCCCAUAUAUGGACCUUUGCAACUAUUAUUCAAAUCAGUGGCUCUUGUGUCUCUCUUACUGAACCCUGGAUAUUUAUUAGGCUUUGACGAUGCCUUUUAUACAGUCACCUGUCAUUUCAUCCUCAUUUUUUUUGUUUGAUUUUGUAAAAUGCCUUUUUAUUCAUUGCAAAUGAUGAUAAAUGUGAGACUGUGUGAAAUAAACUUUGGGAGGGUGUAUCUCGGAGACUGCUGUUCAUAGCUUUGUGUAAAUACAUCCUGGCUUUCAUCUGGAGUUUUCCUGUACAAAUCGAAUACAGCAUUUAUUUUGAUUAGUCUGUUUUCAUGCUUUGUAUUUAUUUUAAUUUUUUAUUUCUUUCUGUUUUUUUUUUUUUUUUGCCCCUUUCCUCUGCAUUAUGGUUUUACUGCUCCUGUAGUUCAAAUGACUUUAUGUUGGGAAAAGUAUACACAAAUAAAAAUGUUUACAUAA